AUGAAUUUAAUGUGCUCCAAGUACACAGUGCAAAAACUUCAUGAAACAAAGGAAGAUAAUUUCAUUCAAAGUUGUACAUACUAUGUUUGUAUAUUUAUAAUUUGCGUAUUAUUGUUCAUUAUUGUUUUACCCUACAUUCAUGAACCAAAUAUCAAAAUAAUAUCUGUUGGUGAUGAAAAUAUUCAUAUGCAAGAAGCAGAGCUAAGCAAGGUAAUAUCCUGUUACUAUAAUACUCCGUCAGAAGAAGCUGACCAUCAGCUAUUGCCAGAUGGUAUCAACCCCCUACUGUGCACCCAUAUCAAUGUAGCUUUUGCUAAAAUUAUAAAUAAACAAAUAUAUCUCACAGAUUUUCAAAUCAAAACAAUAAAUGAGGUUUUACAACUGAAGAAAACGAAUAGUAAAUUAAAGGUUUUAGUGUCUGUUGGGGGAUCAGGUAAUAAUGAUGGAUUUUCUGAUAUGGUGGUUAAUCAUGCAGCAAGAAAAACAUUUAUUCGAUCUGUUAAGUAUUUAUUAAGAAAUCAUUCAUUAGAUGGAAUUGAUCUCGACUGGGAGUUUCCUGCUGUACAUCUUCAAGAAGCGGAACAGGGCAAAAGGGAGAGACAGCACUUCUCCCAAUUAUUAAGAGAAAUCAGAAUGGAAUUUAUAAGAGAGAGGAGAAAUUAUUUGUUGACUGUAGCAUUAGCAGCUCAGCAGAUAAUUGUUGACGUGUCAUAUGAUAUUGAUCAAAUUAAUAUGUAUGUUGACUUUGCAAAUGUUAUGACAUAUGACUUUCAUUAUUACACUAAGUUUACACCGUUCACCGGACUCAAUUCACCUUUGUUUGCUAGAAAUUCUGAACAUUUGUACCUAGCUACUUUAAAUGUGAACUACACAGUACAGAUGUUCUUGACUAAAGGAUUAAAUGAGAGCAAAAUUGUAAUUGGCAUACCUUCUUAUGGACACAGUUUCACUCUCGUCAAUAAAGAUAAUGCAGGUAUUGGUAGUCCUGCAUUGGGGUAUGGGAAUGUGGGUAGCAUAGGAUUUGUAAAUUAUCCAGACAUUUGUUGCUUCAUUAAAAAUAAUAGUGAUGUUAUUAUAGUAGAAGAGAAGAAUACAAAAGUGCCAUAUUUACACAAGGGUACAGAGUGGAUAUCGUAUGAAACACCUGAGAGUGUCGCCACCAAAGCUGAAUACAUCAGACAGUUAAAGCUGAGAGGUGCUAUGAUCUACUCCUUGAAUGCUGAUGAUUAUAGGGGUCGGUGUGGAGAAAGUUUAUACAAUGCCACAAACUUCCCACUUGUCUCAUCGAUCAAGAAUAUCCUUGAUACUUAA
Molecule: messenger RNA, 1311 nt
Organism: Leptosia nina
Lineage: Eukaryota; Metazoa; Arthropoda; Insecta; Lepidoptera; Pieridae
Source: the annotation of a GenBank genome assembly